This is a messenger RNA of Homalodisca vitripennis (glassy-winged sharpshooter), 747 nucleotides long. RefSeq names its product 39S ribosomal protein L50, mitochondrial (gene mRpL50). Lineage: Eukaryota; Metazoa; Arthropoda; Insecta; Hemiptera; Cicadellidae. The record is from RefSeq and is a predicted model, not a curated record. The transcript is spliced from 5 exons. The coding region runs from base 79 to 687 and encodes 202 amino acids. Gene Ontology annotation, cellular component: mitochondrion; mitochondrial large ribosomal subunit.
UGGAUAGCACAACAAGCGCAGAGCCUUGGCGCAUCCUAUUGGUCAAUAUUGAUCACGUGGUGUGAAGCAAUAACUGUCAUGGCAGCCCUCAUAAAGCAUGUGUUGUCAAAACAGCCUCUCAUAAUUCAAACUCGCAAUGCACACUAUCGUGGAGACCGGAAGAAGAAGUUUUGGCUGAAUCCAAUAAAGCCAGGGAAGAAAGUAGAAUCCGUCGUAACCGGGAUUGCUGCCAGGGGGUUUCUGAGACCGCUGCAAGACUAUUCGCCGCCGCAUGAUGCUCUCGAAAGAUGUGAGGAGAUCUGCAGCAGGACUUUGGGGCCGAACGUCGACGACUCAACCUCCAUCAGCAGAGACCCCCAGUCCAGAUUCACUAUACUCAAUGACUGCUUCAAGGCGUUCAAGCAUUCGGUGCCAAACUCCCUGCUGUACCAAAUUACUACUGUGGGUGCCUUAAAGAACUUCUAUGCUACACCGAUAUCAACAACCACUCCCCUAGAUAAGAUGAGGACAAUGGAACUCCCAGAAAAUCUGCAUGUCCAGCACGAACCCUUACGCUUCCAUCCUGAAACAGACAAUCUGUUUGGUGGUCAGACAGCUUUCCCGGAGAGCUCUACACUCGUCACUGGUCUCCGUACAAGGAAGAAGUACAAGAGCUACAUAAUCCCUGACCUGUAUUGCAAAGAAUAGAGUUUUGUAUUGUAGUUAAUAGUAAUAGUUACUAAUAAUAAUAACUUCACAUGUUUUGUC